Molecule: messenger RNA, 1830 nt
Organism: Leptonychotes weddellii (Weddell seal)
Lineage: Eukaryota; Metazoa; Chordata; Mammalia; Carnivora; Phocidae
Source: RefSeq, a predicted model, not a curated record
AGCCCACGUUCCCGGCCGUGACGUAGGGUGGGCUGGUGGCGGCCGCUGGGGUGGGUCUGCCCGCGUGCCCAGAGGAGGCGGCCACGGCGCCGGGCGGAUCGAGCUGUGGCGGGAUCAAGCCUGGAUUCCCGGGAACCGCCCGCCGAGGCCGAGGGGCGCCUGAACGUGGCCCCCUGGGGCGGACGGCCGGAUGGGAUAGGAAAGCAGGAAUGAGCAAGGGCGAAAACAGGGAUGGACGGGACGUGCUGAUGGCGGUGAAGUACCAUCCGCUGCAGCUCCAGGAGCCGCGCAGGUCUGGUUUGGAGAUCAAGCCCGGUCGACCCGUUACGGAAAGAAGAAGGUAUAUAAAAUUUAAACCUUCUCUCACAAGUGUAUGGUAGAGCUAAAGAAGAAGACAAACAAGUAAGGGUCAUCUGAAAUUGUAAUUGGCUCACUAAUAAUCCCAGGACUAAGUUGGAAAGAAGUACUCAAGCAUAAGACGACUACAAAGAUGUUUGAUAUAAAGGCUUGGGCUGAGUAUGUUGUGGAAUGGGCUGCAAAGGACCCAUAUGGCUUCCUUACAACAGUUAUCCUGGCCCUUACUCCAUUGUUUCUAGCAAGUGCAGUACUGUCCUGGAAAUUGGCCAAGAUGAUUGAGGCCAGGGAAAAGGAGCAAAAGAAGAAACAAAAACGUCAAGAAAAUAUUGCAAAAGCUAAACGACUAAAAAAGGAUUGAAGGAAUGAAUGAACAGGCUAUAUAACCAGAGGAACAUCAUUUGGAAAAUUAUUCAGUGUUGAAAGGACCCACUAAGGUUUCUUUUCUGGUUUUUGUGUCAGUAAUUUGUUGUAAACAAAGUCAGAGCACCUGUAAGAAUCAUGUUAGUUGUGACCUCUACUGCAGCAACUUUUAGGUUUUGGUGUAGAAGUCUAUUGAGAGUUAACUGUAAAUUGGCUUUUAUUAUGCUAUAAAUUCUUUAUAAUUGACUUAGUCAUUUGCCAUUUUGCAGAUUGUGUUCUGAAAUGAAACAUCCUGUGGAGAAAAAUGACUGUACAUUAUGAACUCUAUUCAAAUAAUGGCUUAGAAUGGGGUCCUGUUCUGGACGAAGGGAAUUGAGAAUGUAAAAAUCAAAACUGUCCAAUGGUGAAAACUGUGCUUUGGCUUAAAGAGGCAUAUAGUAUAUUAUUUACAUCUUCUAUCAUUAUUGCUUAUUUCUUGGCAUAGAAUCAUUUCUGGCUUUCUCAAAGCCACAUAUUAACCAAUGACUGUGUUCUGCAUUUUUCUCAUUUUAGUCUUUGAGAUAAUUAACAGACAUUCUAUAUUUUUUAAAAUCUCAUUUUAUAAGAAUUCUCUUACUGGCUAUGUAGAAUACCACCUACCAGAUAGAACAGUUUUUGUACUUAUGAACCUGCCAUUUUCUUAGAGAUGUCUUGAGUAGAAUAACACUAUGAUCUAAAGCUUGCAGUAAAAAUGCCAAACCUUGUGGUACUUUGGAACCAGUGUAUUCUUUAUUGUGCUAUGUAGAAAUGUAAAGUAGUUAAAAUGUCUUAUCACAUAAUUUGCUCAUUACAUAGAUGCCACUUUUGUGUUUUUAUUCAUUUCUUCAUUUUAAUUUAUCUAGUAGUGAUGUUCUGUACUUUCUGAUCAAACAGGUUCAUGUGAAAAUUAAAACUUCAUACUUCUCUUAAAGAAUUCUUAAAAAGUAAUAGUUAAGUGGUAUUUCAUAAGUGGUAAAGGGUUAACAUUUGGAAAAAUUUUGUUCAUCAUACUAGUAAUUGGGUGAAAAAGACAAACUAUGUCAAAAUGAGGAUGUGUUAAAAUUAGAAAUAAAGAGCUAAAGGAUAUUUCCUUCA